AUGAAAGUGCUUAAACAUGCAGCUCAAAGAAAAGAAUUGGAAAGGCCGUUACCUGAAUUAUUGGCAGUUAUGUGUAUGUGCAAUAAAGCCCAUUUUGAACGUACACGACGUUCUAUGCGCCGUGUAUGUACACAAAUGGCUUUGGAAAAAGAAUUGAGAGAACAAAAAAUUGUUGCUCGCCAAACUAAAACAUUUCGUGUUGUAGACCAAACUGGACAUGAAUCUGUUCGGGUACCUUCAACAAACGAUCUCUGUAAAAUGGAGGCAACUCUGACAGGAGAAGGAAUGGAAGAGGACCCAGAAAGGUGGCCAAAGGCUAGGAAACGUACAAAUGAUUUGAUUGGCUCGCCUUCUGAGGUAGCGUUGCUUCGUUAUGUUGAAAUGGUUGCUAGUGUGGAAGGAAUUCGAAAUAGAUAUAAAUUAAUGUUGGAAAUUCCAUUCAAUUCUGUUAGGAGAUGGCAAUUAGUUGUGGUUAAAUGUCUUGUCAGUACUUUAAGUAGCGGAAUGAGUGCUGGAACGCCUGAAAAGAGACCUCAAUUCAGUCGUUUUUUGACUCCAUCACCAACUACAGAAAAUUCAGAAACAUCAGAAAAUGGCGAGAAUAAAAGCCAACAUUCUCCACCUUCACAGAAUGCAGAAGCCGAUUUUUCAGUUAUGAUUAAAGGAGCGCCUGAAGUGAUAUUGAGCCUUUGUUCUGAUGUUCUAAUGGCAAACGAACUCAAACCAAUUGAUGAACAGUUUCGACAUGAUUGCCAAGCUGCUUGGGAUCAUUUUGGUUCAGAAGGUCGUCGAGUUUUUGCUUUCGCUCAACGUCAAUUUAGAGCUCCAGGGAAUACAAAGUUUUCUGUACAAUCGGAGAACUAUCCCAAAACUGGCCUAACAUUUCUUGGAAUGGCUGCAAUGAUGGACCCACCAAGAAACGAAACGGCCGCCGCAAUUCAACAAUGCAAAGAUGCAGGCAUUAAAGUUUUUAUGAUUACUGGCGAUCAUCCAAGUGCAGCUAGUGCAAUUGCUUCACAAAUUGGGUUGACAACAACUAAGAAUGAGGCAUUUUCUUUUAAAAACUUAAGGAAUUUUUCCCUAAAUUUAAUUUUACAGGUUAGAUCCAGAGGUAAUCAACAAAUAAAAUUAAGCCUCGAUCCGAGUCCCCAAAUUGACUGGGCAAUUGUUCUAGGCGAAUCACUGGCUGAAAUGAGCGUGGAAGAAUGGGAUCGAUUGUUAACACACAAAUAUAUUGUUUUUGCGAGAACAACGCCUGAACAAAAACUUUUAAUUGUAGAACAGUGCCAAAAGCGAGGAGAAACGGUGGCGGUUACCGGUGGGGGUGUUAAUGAUGCCCCUGCACUUGCUAAGGCAAAUAUAGGAAUAGCUAUGGGUGUUAAUGGAAGUGAUAUUGCUAGAAGAGCCGCGGACAUAGUUUUAACAGACGACAAUUUUGCUUCGAUUGUGAAGGGCAUUGAAGAGGGCCGAUUGUUAUUUGACAAUUUAAGACUUUCUAUUGCCUAUACAUUGGCUCACCUUUGGCCUGAAAUUUUAAGUAUUGAUUUGGCUAGUGAACUUCCCCCAGCUAUUUCUUUGGCUUAUGAAAGUCCUGAAAGGGAUAUUAUGAAAGUUCCUCCUCGCAAUCGAAAUACAGAAUUAGUUUCGAGUAGAUUAUUGUUAUACUCAUACCUUUUCUCUGGUACUUUUAUAACAAUUGGGUGUGUUGCUUCUUAUUUGAGUGUUUAUUGGUAUUUGAAUUAA
This is a messenger RNA of Meloidogyne enterolobii, 1743 nucleotides long. NCBI's taxonomy places the organism in Eukaryota, Metazoa, Nematoda, Chromadorea, Rhabditida, Meloidogynidae. The record is from the annotation of a GenBank genome assembly.